GGCAGCGCAAUACUGGCUUCUGAAGGGCUGGACGCAACCUUUCACCCUGAAGACUCGGUCACAACUUUGCCUGAGUCAACAUUCAUGUCAGAUGCUGAAUCCACAUCCAAACACGAUAUAAGGAAGUACAUAGUGUACGAGACCUGUCUCAUGGAGCUGUUCGAGGUGUGUCCUGUGUGCAAGCGUGUUUGCACUGUGAAAAACAAAGUGCUUGGGACAUUCAUAUCAGUGAAACAGCUGUGUGAGUAUUGCGAGUAUUCCCGAAUUUGGCAAAGACAGCCUCUUCUGGAUAGCACACCAGCUGGGAACUUGCAGCUUUCUGCAGCAGUGUACAUCAGUGGAGCCUCUUUCUUCAAACUUCAAAGGGCGAUGCAUCUGCAGAUUUUUCUGUAUGAUACCUUUCGUCGGCAUGCCCGAAUGUUUAUAGAGCCAGCUAUGGUCCAUAAAUGGAACCAUUCCCAAAAUGUGAUGCUGCAGCAGCUCAGCGAAGAAAGAAAAGUAAUACUUGGUGGCGACAUGAGGGCUGAUUCUCCAGGGCACUGUGCAAAAUUUGGGAGCUACACCAUGAUGGACCUCAACACCAAAACUAUUGUCGAUCUCCAGUUGGUUCAGAGCAAUGAGGUUGGAGGAAGCUCCCAUAUGGAGAAGGAAGGCCUGAAGAGGAGCCUGGCAUUGUUGGAUGCACGUGGUGUAACCAUCGAUAGCAUCGUCACUGACCGUCAUCCACAAAUCCAGAAAUUUCUGAGGGACAACAACAUCACUAAAUUUUAUGACGUCUGGCACAUGGAGAAGGAAUUACAAAGCAACUACAUAAAAUUAGCAAAACCAAGGACUGCCAGAAAGUAAAGACGUGGAUGCGAGCCAUCAGAAACCACAUCUAUUGGACGGCGGCAUCGUCAAUAACCGGGCCGGAGAGAGUGGCAAAAUGGACCUCCCACCUGAACCAUGUUCAGGAUAUUCAUACUCAUGAUGAUCCCCUCUUCCCAAAAUGUCUACAUCCAAUUCGCAGCACAACGGACAAGAGUAGAUGGCUCUCAGGAAGUUUGUCUCAUUCUCUUUUCAAAACUGGUUUGACUAUAUUGAUUAGCUGCAAGUCCAGUCAUUACCAAUAAGUAGGAUAUAAUGUAUGAUAUUUUUGUCUUUCAGCAACUCCUGCAUUCUACAAGCUGGAGAAGGCGCUGACCAAGAAGACAGUCCUGAGGGAUAUAGCAAAGCUCAGUCCCCACCACCAGACGUCCUCUUUGGAGGCAUUCCACGCUGUGAUCCUGCGGAAAAUGUGGUCUAUCCAUUUCUAGGAAUGCUGUGCAGACUCUACCUGGCUGUGUGGUAGAAAUUAAAUCUGGAUUCAGAACAGAUGGUGCACAGGAAUGUAUAGGGAACUGGGGGGAAGCUAAGUUGGUCCAAGCCCUUUCAGCCUUGGGUCAAGCUAAAGUUGACCUCAGCCUUUUUAGCCUUGGGUCAUCUUGGCUAAUGAGGUUGAUCCAUGCAGACCACUGAACUGGGCAGUUGAUAACAUGCUGUGACGAAGAUUGACGGGCGGAAACCCCAUUGUGACUCCAUUGUGACUCCAUUGUAAACAAAGAAAUUCCUAUACGUGUAUAAGUGAGGCUGCAGCCCGAUGUGGGGCCAGUGACUUUGCAAACCCACUCAGGCUGUUGUCGUUGUUGUUCUGCUGCACGAUAAAGUCUUUUGUCAAUUCUUGCUCCGGACCCCUCGUUUUCAUUUUACUCUCUCUCUUGAAUUAGUCUAAGUGUUUUAUA
Messenger RNA from Gadus chalcogrammus (walleye pollock), 1760 nucleotides. RefSeq lists its product as uncharacterized. The record is from RefSeq and is a predicted model, not a curated record. The transcript has 8 exons. Bases 85 to 846 code for a protein of 253 amino acids. NCBI's taxonomy places the organism in Eukaryota, Metazoa, Chordata, Actinopteri, Gadiformes, Gadidae.